AUGCAUUCGUACGAAUUGACCGCUAGCUUGCUGGCCGUAGCCACAUUCAUUUCGUCAACAACUGCUUCCCCGAUCCUUGAAACUCGAUCUAUUACUACAAAGCGAGGCAUCUCCUCACCAAGUCUUGCCGUCUACUGGGGGAAUGGCUACAAUCAACAACGGUUGGCCGAUUUCUGCCAGGAUACAACAAUGGACAUUAUCCCGAUCGGCUUUGUCAAUGUCUUCCCCGACCAGGAAAAUGGCCCGGGAACAAACUACGCCAACGCAUGUGGUGGUGAUUAUUGGGUCGCUCCGGAUGGCACACAAACUCAAAUGUUCAAGACUUGUUAUCAAAUCGCGGAGGACAUUCCGAAAUGUCAACAAAUGGGCAAAAAGAUUUUCGCAUCGAUCGGAGGCGCAUCGCCAGGAAAUUUCAUUGCUUCUACCGAUUCAGCCAAGGCGUUCGCUGAUUUCUUGUGGGGUUCCUUCGGCCCUCUUCAAGAUCCAGACUUGAUUCAAUUUCCUCGACCUUUCGGUACCGAUGUCAUUGUCGACGGUUUCGAUUUGGACAUCGAGUCCGGCAGCAAUUUCGGAUACGCCGAUUUGGUCAAUGAGUUGAGAGCAAAGUUCGUCGGCCAGCCAAAGACUUACUACAUCUCGUCCGCACCCCAGUGCGUUGUUCCCGACUCUCACUUGGGAGAUGCCAUUGCAAACGCUCCAUUUGACUAUGUGUUUGUACAGUACUACAACACCAAUCAAUGUUCCGCUCGAUCACUGUUUAACUCUGGCACGCUGAAUACCAACACUGACAUUACGUACGGCUGGGCUAGUUGGCUUCAACAAAACUCCAAAAACCCGGGCGUCAAGAUGUUCCUUGGUCUUCCUGCCUCCCCGGAUGCCGCUCAUUCUUCCGACUACCUAAACCUUGAUGAGGCCAAAUCAUUGAUUGAAGCCUAUGCUUGUGGCAACGACUAUCAGUCAAUCUUUGGAGGGGUAAUGUUGUGGGAAGCAACUUUUUCGGAGAACAACCAGAUCAAUGACAAGAGCUAUGCCGCAAACAUCAAGGAUCUCUUCGGCCAGUUGCCUUGUGCUCCGGUUCUCACUACUACUACGUCGGCCACCACAUCAACCACCACAACUUCAGCUUUGACAACUACAACCACCACUGGAGCUCCUGUCACCACGACCACAUCAACCACUCCCCUCAGUCCGACUAGCACUACCACCACAACAUAUCAGCAUCCGCACGAGACUUCCACCACUACUUCAGGAUCCUCAGUGAUCACGACUUCAAGCACAGCUUCAGAAUCUCUUGUCGCUACUACCUCAAGCACGACCUUUGAGACCACCACAACAUCUUCCUACAGCCUCGAGGUUGGCCCCAUCGGUAGCACUACCUCCAGCUCUGUCUCCAGCUCUACCACGACUUCCUACGGUCAUCCCGUUGGCCCAACUGGUAGCGCCACUUCGUCUCGCAGCUUAAGCACGACUACGUCAUCUUAUAGCCAUGAAGGAGGCCCUAUCGGUUCAACAACCUCGUCAAGCAGCUCGAGCAGCAGUACCUCCAUGGUAGAAACUACUACAAGCGCGUAUACUGGCUCUUACAGUUACCCUGUUGGUCCUACUGGCGAUACCACAGCCUCGUCAUCAACGACAUCCUCUGUGACCCUUUCAACUAGCAGGUAUGAUUGGGCCGACUGGACAACCUCGUCCACAACGAGCUCCCCAUUCCCCGUUGUCGAUCCGACUUUCUCUUCCGCUACGACUACGACCACAUUGAGCUGGGAAGACUGGCCUGCCACCACAACUUCAACCACGAGUGCUUCCGUUUCCGACUAUACCACGACUGUUUGGGUCACUUCAUAUAUCGAUAUCUGCCCCACUGGAUUUACCACUCGGCCCUUCACAUUGACAACCACCGUCCCAGUGGCCCCGGCAUCGACGACAGCACCAUUCGUCUGGCCCACUGAACCCAACGGUUGCCCACGCGGAUUCACUACCGCCGUGACUGUCUGCUCUGUGUGCGCUGAGACGGUGAGCACCGUCACCUUGACGAUCCCGGUACCAACCGUGACGGCCGUUGAGACGCAGACUGUCGUGCCCGUCAAGCCUUCCGCUCCUAUAGUAGCAUCCGCUCAACCCUCUGACUAUAGUCACCCAGUCCCAACUUUCACCUUGGCCACCGUCACCAAACCAGCAGAAACUUCCAUUGCACCAGUUGAGGGUUCUUCGGCCUCCGGCCUUGUGCAUCCUGCAGGCUCAUCAAAUAUCUUGACCAUCUCCCUCACAUCUGUGGCACCAGCUUCUACGGGACUUGGCAACAGCGGCUGGCUUGCUCCUCCCGCCCUAUCUUCAUCCUCAGUAUCUCCCGUCAGCAUCACCCCAUUCACGGGUGGCGCGGCUCAAGAUGAACUUCCUGGCGCCGUGCUGAGCGUAGCAGUCUGCAUGGUCGUUGCAGUUGUCGGUCUGUUCGUCUAA
Molecule: messenger RNA, 2457 nt
Organism: Rhinocladiella mackenziei CBS 650.93
Lineage: Eukaryota; Fungi; Ascomycota; Eurotiomycetes; Chaetothyriales; Herpotrichiellaceae
Exons: 3
Coding region: 1-2457 (818 amino acids)
Biological process (GO): carbohydrate metabolic process
Cellular component (GO): extracellular region
Molecular function (GO): chitinase activity
Source: RefSeq, a predicted model, not a curated record